Messenger RNA from Musa acuminata subsp. malaccensis (wild Malaysian banana), 1194 nucleotides. RefSeq names its product putative glucose-6-phosphate 1-epimerase. Gene Ontology annotation, cellular component: cytoplasm. Lineage: Eukaryota; Viridiplantae; Streptophyta; Magnoliopsida; Zingiberales; Musaceae. Gene Ontology annotation, molecular function: glucose-6-phosphate 1-epimerase activity; carbohydrate binding. The record is from RefSeq and is a predicted model, not a curated record. Gene Ontology annotation, biological process: carbohydrate metabolic process.
AGGAGCCUUCCUCCUUCGCAAUCCUAUCCUUGGUGGAGCAAUGGCGACGAGCGUGGCGAUGGCCUCCCUGCCCCUCGGAAGAGCCCUAACCCCAUGGAGCGCAGAUCGACGGCUCCGUUUCAGAUCGUCAGGAAUCGCGUUUGCGAGCUUAGAACAAAAGACUUAUGCCCAGGGGAUCAAGAUUUCGGAGGGGAAUGGGGGGCUUCCCAAGGUCUCCCUGCUUUCCCCUCAUGGCAGUGAGGCUGAGAUUUAUCUGUUCGGAGGCUGCAUUACAUCUUGGAAGGUUUCGAAUGGCAAGGACCUUCUCUUUGUUCGGCCAGAUGCUGUGUUCAAUGGAAAGAAACCUAUCAGUGGAGGAAUCCCACACUGUUUCCCUCAAUUUGGACCUGGCCCUAUACAGCAGCAUGGUUUUGCAAGAAACAUGAGCUGGUCUAUUGCUGACUCUGAUAAUGUUGAAGGGGAUCCUAUCAUAACCUUGGAACUAAGGGAUGACCCUUACAGUCGCUCGAUGUGGGAUUUCAGCUUUCAGACUUUGUACAAGGUCAAGCUACACUCUAAUAGUUUGUCAACGGUGCUAACUGUUACCAACACGGACAAGAAACCUUUUUCAUUUACCACUGCGCUGCAUACCUAUUUCCGUGCUUCUAUAGCAGGAGUAUCAGUGAAAGGUCUAAAGGGUUGUAAGACUCUGAACAAGGACCCAGAUCCUUCUAAUCCUUUGGAGGGUAAGGAGGGGAGGGAAGUCAUAACUUUUCCGGGGUUCGUUGAUUGCAUUUACCUUGAUGCACCCAAAGAGAUAUUCCUUGACAAUGGAAUUGGUGAUGUAAUAAAUAUACAAAACAGCAAUUGGUCAGAUGCGGUUCUGUGGAAUCCGUAUAUGCAGAUGGAAUCCUGCUUCAAAGAUUUUGUUUGCGUGGAAAAUGCCAAGAUUGGACAAGUCCAUCUAGAGCCUGCGCAAUCAUGGACUGCAGAGCAGAAAAUUGCCAUUAGCUGAAGCUGAUUUCUUUUUCUCAGUUGAAUAACUGAAGAACAUCAUUUCAAAUAUCCAAUAUCGUUUAUGAUCAUCGUUCUUUGUAUAUGAACUUUUAUCUGAUGUAGGUACGGCUUGAUUUGUUGUCAUGUAAAGCUCUAUCCAAGCAAAUUUAUACUCUAAUUUGGUACAUUCACUUGAAAGCUUGGACUUCUUUUUGGGUA